Messenger RNA from Cercopithifilaria johnstoni, 1407 nucleotides. The record is from the annotation of a GenBank genome assembly. NCBI's taxonomy places the organism in Eukaryota, Metazoa, Nematoda, Chromadorea, Rhabditida, Onchocercidae.
AUGAUGCUUUGUUUGCAGUGGCUGGGAAGUUCAAAUUCAGGAGGUCGUGACGACUGCGAGACAGAAGCGAUUUCGCUCGACAGCUGCGCAAGCGUUUUGGAGCCAUCCCAUCUUGAAAGCGUUUAUCCAACUCCUAUGGCUUCCACUUCUGCUGCAUCUGAAUUUUACAACGUUGACAUUAAUGACACGCGUUUGUGUGUUUUGAAGCGGUAUCAGAAUUUAAGGAUAAUCGGGUCUGGUGCACAGGGUGUUGUAUGUGCUGCACAUGACACGCUUCGUGAUGAGCAAGUCGCUAUUAAGAAAUUGAGUCGUCCGUUCCAAAAUGUGACGCAUGCUAAACGAGCUUACAGAGAGUUCAAAUUGAUGAAUCUUGUUAACCAUAAAAAUAUAAUUGGAUUAUUGAAUGCGUUUACACCUCAGAAAACACUUGAUGAAUUUUCCGAUUUGUAUAUAGUAAUGGAACUUAUGGAUGCUAAUUUAUGUCAAGUAAUACAAAUGGAUUUGGAUCAUGAAAGGAUGUCCUAUUUGUUAUAUCAAAUGUUAUGUGGUAUCAGACACUUGCAUGCUGCUGGUAUCAUACACCGGGAUCUCAAACCGAGCAAUAUUGUUGUUAAAAGUGACUGUAGUUUGAAAAUAUUGGAUUUUGGUUUAGCACGAAGUGCUGGUGAUUCAUUUAUGAUGACGCCAUACGUUGUAACACGUUACUAUCGUGCACCUGAAGUCAUAUUAGGAAUGGGAUACAAAGAUAAUGUUGAUGUUUGGUCAACGGGCUGUAUAUUCGGCGAAAUGAUUCAUGGUAGUGUAUUGUUCCCGGGCAGCGAUCAUAUUGACCAAUGGACCAAAAUUAUUGAACAUCUUGGUACUCCUUCACCGAUGUUUAUGCGUCGCUUGCAAUCAACUGUCCGAAAUUAUGUGGAAAACCGGCCCCAUUUCCCUGUUGAUAUAUGGUCGAUUGGCUGUAUUUUUGGUGAACUAAUCCGUGGUCGAGUUCUUUUCCCUGGUACGGAUCAUAUUGAUCAGUGGUCAAAAAUUAUUGAGCAGUUGGGAACACCCGGACGAGAUUUUAUGCAGAAAUUGCAAGCAACUGUGAGGAGCUAUGUGGAGAACCGCCCUAGGCAUCCCGGUCUUCCAUUUGAGAUUCUCUUUAGUGAUAAUAUAUUCCCAAAGCCGGCAACCAACAACGCACUUUGCCCAGCGCAAGCACGCGAUUUGCUAUCGAAAAUGCUAGUGAUCGAUCCCGAAAAACGCAUAUCAGUUGAUGAGGCUCUGAAACAUCCCUAUGUUUACGUAUGGUUCGACGAAGCUGAAGUCUAUGCUCCACCGCCGGAACAAUACAAUCACAGUAUUGACUCAAGAGAUCAUACAGUUGAACAGUGGAAAGGUGAGAUGUUCGAAUUUGUAUGUUAG